CGAGCUGGUAAACCACGCGAGAGUUGCUUUGUUGCUCUGCCACGUCUGUGUUGUGCCGCAAAAAGCAAAGUGAGCUGACAGAAAGACUAGGAAACAAUAAACAGACUAAACAUCACUGAGCCCAGAUUACCAAAGAGGAGACGAGGACGUGUUGACAUCGCGACGGAAGCAGGACGAACUUGGAAAAUGUCUGGCGCUACCUCUCGCAAGACUAGGAGCCUGUGUUUGGCCAUGCUGGUGAUGUGCACUGUGAUGGUGCAGCUGACAUGUGCUCACGAGCACGGGCACGCUCACUCCCACGGGGGCCACGGGCACGCUCACUCCCACGGGGGCCACGAGCACGCUCACUCCCACGGGGGCCACAAGCACGGCCACGCUCACUCCCAUGGCGGCCACGAGCAUGGCCACGCUCACUCCCAUGGGGGCCACGGGCACGACUGUGGUCACGCGCACCACGGAGGGGCCAGCAAGUGGAGCGCGGAGGCCAAUCUGCCGCUGUAUGAGGAGGCAGAGGGAGCCUCGCACCACGGCCACUCGCACGGAGCCACGAGCCAGGAGGAGCACAUCAGUGCAGCGCCAAUGAGGGAGAAAACAAACACCUUCGAACUGUGGACACAGGCUGUGGGCGCGACCCUGCUGAUCAGUGCGGCCCCCUUCCUCAUCCUCUUCCUCAUCCCAGUGGAGUCCAACACCUCCCAGCACCAGAGCCUGCUCAAAGUGCUGCUGAGCUUCGCCUCCGGGGGGUUGCUGGGGGACGCCUUCCUGCACCUCAUCCCCCAUGCACUGCAGCCUCACUCUCACCAUGAGGAGGAAGGACACGCCCCCUCGCACACAGAGUCACAUGGCCACGGCCACUCCCACUCAGGUGGUGAUCACGCUCACUUGAUGUCGGUGGGUCUGUGGGUGCUCGCUGGCAUCGUGGCUUUCCUGGUGGUUGAGAAGUUUGUGAGACACAUCAAGGGGGGCCACUCCCACUCCCACUCACACGCACAUGAGGCUCCCCCAAAAGUGGAGGAGAAACAGGGGAGCGGUGACGAGAAGGAGGGAUUGAGACAGAGGAAGAAAGCGUGUGCGGAAGAGAAGGAGACAGUCUCAAAGACAGUUGAGAGGAAAUCGGAUAUCAAGGUUUCGGGGUACCUGAACCUGGCCGCUGAUUUCACUCACAACUUCACGGAUGGACUGGCGAUCGGCGCCUCGUUUCUCGUGAGCCCCGCGGUAGGCGCGGUUACCACGGUGACCAUCCUGCUGCACGAGGUUCCGCACGAGAUCGGAGACUUCGCCAUCCUGGUGCAGAGCGGCUGCAGCAAGAGGAAGGCGAUGUCUCUCCAGCUCUUGACAGCAGUGGGCGCUGUGACGGGGACGGUCUGCUCUCUGCUGGCGGAGGGUGUGGGGGAGGCGGCCACGGCGUGGAUCCUGCCGUUCACCGCGGGGGGGUUCAUCUACAUCGCCACCGUCUCCGUCAUCCCAGAGCUGCUGCACGACUCCAAACCAGUGCAGUCCUUACUGGAGAUACUGGCCUUGCUCUUCGGAGUGGCCAUGAUGGUCCUCAUCGCAGAGUACGAGUGAGAGCGCCACCUAGCGCACGGGACGAAGCGGUGCAACACAGGACCAAAUCAGAAGGGGAACGCUUUGUUCUGAGUGGCAUAAGCAAGUAUUUAGUUGCUACGCAAUUGCACAGGUGUGGUUCGUUUCCAUGUUAACAGACCAUCAAUAGAAAUGCCAUUGGACUGCUUGUGUGUGUUACACUAUUACACUGCUAUUGCAAUGCUGAGCUCACAUUCCUCAUGGAUGUUGAGCUGUGUUUAUUAUUUUGCACAUAUGAAACAGCUUUGUAAACCAAGCUUAUUGUAGUUUUGGAAUCAUGCUGUUAUUGUGUCAUUUGCACUUGGUUACAUUCCCCAAUGGCAUGUCUAUUGACUCUGCAUUAACAGGGAACUGAGCUUCAAUAUGAGGGUCAAUACUUAUCAAUUAAAUAAAGCCUUACCAGAUAUUACACUCGUGUAAUUGAGCUUCAAUAUGAGGGUCAAUGCUUAUCAAUUAAAUAAAGUCUUACCAGAUAUUACACUCGUAUAAUUGAGCUUCAAUAUGAGGGUCAAUGCUUUUCAGUUUCUUAUUUAUGCCACUCAAAGAAAGUGCUGCCAUCUGAAGC
Molecule: messenger RNA, 2149 nt
Organism: Acipenser ruthenus (sterlet)
Lineage: Eukaryota; Metazoa; Chordata; Actinopteri; Acipenseriformes; Acipenseridae
Product: zinc transporter Slc39a7
Exons: 8
Coding region: 187-1566 (459 amino acids)
Biological process (GO): zinc ion transmembrane transport; intracellular zinc ion homeostasis
Cellular component (GO): membrane
Molecular function (GO): zinc ion transmembrane transporter activity
Source: RefSeq, a predicted model, not a curated record